AAACAGAGAUUACAACUUCAAAUGUUUAGAUAUAUAUAUAUAUUUAUAAAGAUUAGAAAAUUCUGCCUAUGGGGAAUAUGUGAAGGAAUUCCCCACUCUUAGGGUGGAACCUAUGAAGAGGGUGGAAAGAGGGAUAUAGAAAGUUUGGUUCAGCUCCUAUUCCUCUCCCAACCCCUGUACUCUUAACACCUUUAUAGAGUUAAGGUUUAAACUACGUAGAGGAGACUAGAGGUCAAGAUUCCUACCCUCCUGCUAGAGCCUAUAUUCCGGAUCCUACCCCAGAUAUACAGGAUGGAACAAAUCAGAGAGAUGGAGAAUAUGCUGGAAAAUGCAGAGCAUAGAAUUUCAAGAUUUGUUGAGAAACCGUCAACUAGAGUUCAAGCUUGUCAGCUUCUGGCGAAUGCAAAGGCUCUGCAGACUGAAAUAGCAGGUUUCCAAAUUCCAGAUCUAGAAGCUGAAUAUUCAGAAUCAGAGGGGGAUAGAUUAGAUGCUGCAUUAGACAGGUACAACAAUGUGCGUCAGCAAUUGGCAGAUGUGCAGGCGAAGGCUGAGACGCUCUGCGUCUGCUGGGAUAAACUGGAUCAGGAUGUGACUGAAUUAACUAAACUGUUGAGUUCUGGUGGAGGGAGUAGAAUGACUAUUGAGAAACUAGAGCAAAGCAUUACCCAGCUAAGGGAUAUGUUCACUGUAAGGAGAAAUAUUAUUGAAGAUCUCCCCUCUUCCCUUGCACCUGGAGCUUUAGAGAUGUAAUGCAAACGGAAUAUUUAAAUCUUUCGUUUCAACUUCACUUAUUACUGAGUUUUCAUGUUCAGAAUUAAUUUCAGUGUUGUUUAAUGGAAUAUGUAAGCGUGACCCUCCAUGCAAAGAUUGCAAUACCCAGUUUACUGGUAACCUUGCAACCUUAAUCUGCAGAUCAAAAAUGUGGAAGAUUCUGAUUUAAUUAUUAUUUCUGUGAGUUUCUCCAUUGCUUCUUAUAAGCUAGAAAUGCGAUGGUGCACUUUCACAGAGAAACCGCAAAUGAAAAUAAACAGAGGAAACAAAAUACUUGAUUAGGCUAAGCUUUUAAGGGCAUUGGCAUCUUUAGAUUGGGGGUCGCAUAAGAUUACGCUUACAGUCCCUUUUAUACACGUAGUUUUUUUCACCAUACGUAUUAUUUAACAUUAUGUCAGGUUUUUUUUACUAAAACAUUUUUUAACUUUUACGCCUAAUACUCGUUUUACAAUGUAUUAGUAUUUUAUCUUAGUUUUGAUCGUAGCUACAGUAGAUGGUACUUAAAAUGGCAUUUUUAAUAAAUUGUUUUUAAUAAUUAAUAAA
Messenger RNA from Eurytemora carolleeae, 1314 nucleotides. RefSeq lists its product as uncharacterized. The record is from RefSeq and is a predicted model, not a curated record. NCBI's taxonomy places the organism in Eukaryota, Metazoa, Arthropoda, Copepoda, Calanoida, Temoridae. Bases 292 to 750 code for a protein of 152 amino acids. The transcript is spliced from 7 exons.